AUGACUAAACCCCUGCUCGCCGUCACCAAAUAUGCCUUCACAGCCGUAGCUGCUACGGUAGGGCUUUACGCAUGUCUCCUUGGUCUACUUACCACCGCUUUCGUCCAAAGCCACGUAAUAUACCUACACAAGAUCCAGAUGCCAUGGUUCAAAGACCUCGACACCCCCGAACUUUUCGGCUUCCUCCAUAACCAGGUCACGCCUUUUUCGAUCCCAACGCUAAACAACGAGUCUCUAUACGCCUGGCACGUUAUACCGCCCGGACUAUACCGGCAGCAUGAAGCGAGGUUGGUCCAGAAAUCGGCUGGGAGGAUUGAAGAUAUCACUUCACGCACUGGUUUUCAGCUGCUUAAAUCCGACCCCAAAGCACUCCUAGUCAUCCAUUUCCACGGCGCUGCAGGCACCGUCGCAUCUGGCUAUCGCCCGCCCAAUUAUCGUGCUCUUUCAGCCGGCGCCCCAGACAGAAUCCACGUCCUAACAUUCGACUACCGUGGAUUCGGACGCAGUUCCAACGCCAUGCCAUCUGAACCGGGCGUCAUCGCCGACAGCAUCGCCGUGCUGGAAUGGGCCAUCGACGUAGCUGGGAUCCCAGCGGCGCGGAUUCUCAUCUUCGGACAGUCAUUAGGAACGGCCGUGAGUCUAGCCGUCUCAGAACACUUUGCGUCGCGCGAUCAGCCGGUGGUGUUUGCUGGUAUAGUGCUAGUUGCGCCGUUUGUGGAUGCGGCUGCGUUAGCAGCGACAUAUAGGAUCGCGGGUGUGAUCCCGAUCACUUCGCCCUUAGCUAAAUUUCCGAGGGCUUUUAGGGCGUUGGGGGAGAUGAUUGGGGAUAAGUGGGUGAGUCGGGAUCGGAUUGCGAGGUUUGUUAGGAUUGCUGAGGCAGGGGGGAUGAGAUAUCGGAUUACGUUUGUUCAUGCGGAGGAUGAUUGGGAUGUUCCUUCUCAUCAUUCUCAGACGCUGUUUUGGCAUGCCGUUAAUGCUACGACGGCUACGGGGAUUGGUAGAGAGGAGCUUGAUCGUGUUAAAGUGUCUAAGAUGGUGGAUUUGGGUGCUGCGGGGACGGUGAUGGAGUGGAAGAGUGAGAAUGGGUUUGUUCGAGAGGAGAUUUUGAAGUCGGGGUUGCAUGAUGUGAUUAUGGGUAAUUCGGUUGUCACGUUGGCUGUUUCGAGGAUUUUUGGGUCUGUUGGUUUGAUCUGA
Glarea lozoyensis ATCC 20868 is the source of this 1194-nucleotide messenger RNA. RefSeq names its product alpha/beta-Hydrolase. The transcript has a single exon. NCBI's taxonomy places the organism in Eukaryota, Fungi, Ascomycota, Leotiomycetes, Helotiales, Helotiaceae. The coding region runs from base 1 to 1194 and encodes 397 amino acids. The record is from RefSeq and is a predicted model, not a curated record.